AUGCUGAACACCCAUGCUGCUCUUUUAGGGAAUGCUCUGACAGCUGAAGUGUUCAGGGAUGAAUGCUGCACUGUCUUGUGUCAGCGCAUCACCGCACACAGUGCUGAACUGCGCCUUUACACCAGUCGAGAAUCCCCACGAGCUUCAAGGCAGAAAGCAAUGAAAAUUGCUGUUGAGGAGAAACUCCAGCAGUUCUCUGUACUGAACAGCUUCUUCCUGUCAAUCACUCACUCAGGAAAUGAUGUUGUACACUGUGGCCUCUUGACUGAAGCUCUGUUUAGCAGCUCAAAUACAGACGUCACAGUUCAAAAUCAUCUAAGGAUUAUUCAUCCAGGAGACAGUGUUAACUUCACAUGUAUUUUAUCAGGUGAAAUAAGAUCCAGCAUGGUUUGGGUCAGACAAAGGGUUGGAGAAAAACCCCUUCUGAUCGCUUCAAUAUAUCAAGCUUUAGAUGUCAAAUUUGAAAAUGAAUUUGACAAAUAUAAACGCUUUUUUGUGACAAAAGAUAAUGGAAGUUUUAAUCUGAGCAUCACAAACGCAGAAGAAUCAGACACUGCAACAUACUAUUGUGUUACAUAUGCAUAUAAGUUCAUAUUUGGGAAAGGAACUGAUCUCAUUGUUAAAGGUGGAGAACUGAGCAUCGAUUCUGAUCAUCAGAGACCUGCGCCAGAUCCAGAGCAUCCAGAAGAGUCUGCAGUGGCCCUGCAGUGUGCCGUCGUCACUCAGAGCUGUGCAGGAGAACACAACGUCUACUGGUUCAGAGACGAAUCUGGAGAAUCUCCUCCAGGAAUCAUUUACACUCAGGAGCGCAGGAACGGUCAAUGUGAGAGGAGCUCUGAUGGGAACUCUACCACACACAAAUGUAUCUACAACCUGCCCAAGAACAGCCUCAGUCACUCUGAUGCUGGGAUUUACUACUGCGCUGUGGCCGCAUGUGGAGAAAUACUGUUUGGAGAUAAGUUAAAAGUUAAUUUGCCAGGUGCACAUUUUAGUUUCAAUAAAAAAGGAUUUCAUUAG
This is a messenger RNA of Ctenopharyngodon idella (grass carp), 1017 nucleotides long. RefSeq lists its product as uncharacterized. Bases 1 to 1017 code for a protein of 338 amino acids. The record is from RefSeq and is a predicted model, not a curated record. Gene Ontology annotation, biological process: response to bacterium. NCBI's taxonomy places the organism in Eukaryota, Metazoa, Chordata, Actinopteri, Cypriniformes, Xenocyprididae. The transcript has 4 exons.